UUGUGGGGGGACCGCUUCUUUUCUCCCCGCAAAAGUUGCGCCUCCUUUUUUUUCCCCCCCUCAGUCGGAAUGUGAGCUCCACACUGAGGACCUUUUUCUCUCGCUUUUCCUUCAAACCAUCCCCCUUUUUCUUCCUCUUUUAAAAAAAAAAAAAAUUAAAUCAUAAUUUCCACACUACUCUGCUGUGAGGAUGUGCAUGGCAGCCUGAGUCACACUUUGGAUUUGGAAGGGGGAGCAAGCCCGCAUUUUACGCACGUCUGGAGUGGCUUUUUCUCGACAACGCGUCCCCUUUUCUUGAAGGUUUUCAUGUAGGAGGCGCUAUCAGUGGUGAGUGAAGACCAGUCCUUAUUCGAGCCCCCCUACGCCACUGCCGCCCCUCUCCCCAAGACAGACAUGACUGCAUCUGGCGCGCAGGACUACGGCCAGACUCACAAAAUCAACCCAUUACCCCCACAGCAGGAGUGGAUCAACCAACCAGUGCGAGUCAACGUCAAGAGAGAAUAUGAGCAUAUGAAUGGAUCCAGCAGGGAGUCUCCAGUGGACUGCAGUGUGGGUAAAUGCAAUAAGCUGGUGGGGAGCAACGAGACGUCUCAGAUGAACUACGGAAACUACAUGGACGAGAAGAACGUCCCUCCACCCAACAUGACCACCAAUGAGCGAAGAGUCAUCGUACCGGCCGAUCCUUCAUUGUGGUCCCAGGACCACGUGCGCCAGUGGCUGGAGUGGGCCAUCAAGGAGUACGGCCUGUUGGAAAUCGACACGUCCGUGUUUCAGAACACAGACGGCAAGGACUUAUGCAAGAUGAGCAAGGACGACUUCCUUCGGCUCACCACCAUGUACAACGCCGAGGUUCUUCUCUCUCAUCUCAAUUACCUCAGGGAAAGUAGUUCAUCAUUAUCCUAUAACACAACAUCUCACACGGACCCAUCACCACGCCUGCCUGCCAAAGAAGACCCAACGUAUGACUCUGUACGGCGGACGGGAUGGUCAAACAACAUGCACAGUGCCAAAGGCUCACCGGUGGUGACUCAGAAUGUGACCAAGACCGCAGAGCAGCCCAGAGUUCAGCCAGAUCCUUACCAGGUACUUGGUCCAACCAGUAGUCGCCUUUCCAAUCCAGGUUCAGGGCAGAUCCAGCUUUGGCAGUUCCUCCUGGAGCUCCUUUCCGACAGCGCAAACGCCGGCUGCAUCACCUGGGAAGGCACCAACGGCGAGUUCAAGAUGACGGACCCGGACGAGGUGGCGCGGCGCUGGGGCGAGCGCAAGAGCAAGCCCAACAUGAACUACGAUAAACUGAGCCGGGCGCUGCGCUACUACUACGACAAGAACAUCAUGACCAAGGUGCACGGCAAGCGCUACGCCUACAAGUUUGACUUCCACGGCAUCGCUCAGGCGCUGCAGCCGCACCCCACCGAGUCGUCUAUGUACAAGUACCCCUCGGACCUUGCCUACGUGCCUUCUUACCACACCCACCAGCAGAAGGUCAACUUUGUGUCACCUCACCCGCAGUCCAUGCCGGUCACUUCCUCCAACUUCUUCGGACCCACCGCUCCUUACUGGAGCUCGCCCACCGCUGGCAUCUACCCCAACCCCAACGUCCCCCGCCACCCAAACGCCCAUGUGCCCUCCCACCUGGGCAGUUACUAUUAGACACCGCUAUCUAACCACCCACUAGCCAAGCCCACCAUUGCUGAAGGCAAUGAGGAAGGAUGAUUAUUUUAUAUUUUUGAAGAAUAACUGGAUGCUAUGGUCCAGAAAUGGAAUACUACUUACCUUUAGAAGACUUGAUGUUUUGGACAUGUAUCUCCCACAUCCUCCUGAAAGCUAUCCAAGUAUUCCCGGGCCAAAGUUUAAGGACAGAAGAGCAGAAUCAGAAUCCUUCUGCCAACUCCGCUUACUACCAGACAUGGCCCUUUAUUUACGGGUCUCAAUCUACAUCCUCCGGAGUACUUUAUGCUUCAAAGCAUCUGCUCUUUCCACCAUCUACAACCUGCUCGGGGUUUGAUAUUCCCACCACAUCUACAGCAAGUCUUUGUGUGCCCCCCCCCCCCCACCCCACCCCACACUGCACUCCAUCUGUAGGAUUUUGCAUGUGUGUCGAGAGAGUCUUUUAGGAAUUCGCUGGGAAAAAAAAAAGAAGCCCUCACACACUGAAGACCUUUCUCGGCACUGAAUGAAAGUUGGCAACUGGAAUAUGCCAUUCACAAUUUAAUUUAUCCUCCAAACUGGAAGGCAAGAGAGAAGGAGUCGAAUCGCAGAGAAGGAAGCGCUGUAUGUCUGCUGAACUGUUAACUUUCAAAACGCUCCCAGCGUUGUGGGGUCCACACGACGGGCAACGUGUGCAGCUCCGUUUCGCUGAGGAAGCGGAGAGUUGACACGUAAAUCGCGAGUGGAGCCAGGCCGGUGCGCUGGGCUAUUAAACGUUUACCGCGUCGUCGCCGCCAAGCCAUGUUUUGUCUCUCGACCGUGUCAGUAUUAAUGUGAAUCGUUGUCCAGUUUGUGUGUCUAAUAGGAGGAUGCAAAAGUCAAAGGUUGUCAGAUUUUUUUAUCUUGAAAAAACAGCCAAAUAUAUUGUUUUUUUCUUUAAAUUAUGAUAUAACUAGAAAAACACUUGGAGAGCGCAAACCUCCACCAGGAUCUACUGUACCGCCUGUUAGUAUAAAAACUCCGGAAUCCAGAGAGUGAUCUGCAACACCCCCAAAAUGUAAUCACUUCAACUCAAUUCUGAUAUUUUCAGAAUUUUUUUUUUCUUUAAAUAACGGAAUGGAAGAAACUGAGUGAACAUUCUUGUCAGUCAUCCACUGUCUAUGUCUCUGAGGGGGCACACACGCUUAAACAUAAGGAAACAUAGUAGAAAUUAUAUAAAUCAGGCCAGAAAUCCAAUCAAUUGUUCAUUAUCUAAUUAGGGAUAUUUCCAGAAAGUUUCAUCCGCUCAUAACAUUUUGAGUUAUUUUGCUAACUAACUGACAGACAAUUAUAUAAACUCCUGCCGGAGGAAUAAAUCCCUAUUCCUGGUGUCAUUAUUGAGAUAGAGUCCUAUAGUCAAGAAUGUCCACAGUCCGUCCCGAUUCAUUUGUGGCCUAAAGCUCAGCUUUUAUUCGACCACAAUAUAUUCUAAAAAUGGAUCUUAUGAAGUUUUUUAAGGUUUUUUUUCUAGAAAUAUAACAUAACUAGAAAAGCACUCUGCCAAGCCCUACUGUACCUAAUAGUAUCAUGAAAUAGCAUGAAUUGAUUAACGUGGACCCCGACUUAAACAAGUUGAAAAACUUAUUCGGGUGUUACUAUUUAGUGGUCAAUUGUACGGAAUAUGUAGUGUACUGUGCAAUCUACUAAUAAAAGUCUCAAUCAAUCAAUCAAGUAUAAAAACUCCGGAAUCCAGACCGUGAUUAGGAACACCCCCAAAUUGUUAUCACUUGUUCCUUAUCCCAUAUCUGAUAUUUCUUGAAAAUGUGAUCAAAAUGUGCGCAAAACUUUUUGAACUAUCUAUAACAAAAUGGAAUAAAGGAAGUGGACCUCCUUGUCAUCCACUAUGUUUGUCUCUGCGGGUACACGCACGCACACACGUAAACGUAAGGUAACCUAAUAGAAAUUAUACGGAUCAGGCCCAAAAUCUAAUCGAUUAAAAAAAAAAAAAAGUUACAGUACCAAUGAUUGUCACACACAAACUUGGUGUGGUUAAAUUAACCUCUGCAUUUGACCCAUCCCUUUGUUCACCCCCUGGGAGGUGAGGGGAGCAGUGGGCAGCAGCGGUGGCCGCGCCCGGGAAUCAUAUUGGUGAUUUAACCCCCAAUUCCAACCCUUGAUGCGGAGUGCCAAGCAGGGAGGUAAUGGGUCCCAUUUUUAUAGUCUUUGGUAUGACUCGGCUGGGGUUAGAACUCACGACCUACCGAUCUCAGGGCGGACACUCUAACCACAAAGCCACUGAGCAGGUCUGUUCUUUUUCUCAUUUCGGAAACUUCCAGAAAGUUUCAUGAAAAUAUUUCCCUGAACCGUUUGAGUUAUUUUGCUAACUAACAGACAAAACAAUUACAUAAACUCCUGGAGGAGGUACACAUGCCUUUUCCUGGUGUCAGGAGUGUCCAAAGUCUGUCCCGAGGUACAUUUGUGGACCACAGCUCAGCUUUUAUUCAGCCACGGCAUAUUCUAAACACGCAUCAUAAUAUUAUUCAUAAAUUGUUUGCUUUUUCAGCUAUGAUACUUAUUUAAAUACAUUUACGUACCGAGCAUAUCCUCCUGAGAAUGAGUGCCCUCUGCAGUAAACAUUUGUUCUUGGUCUUUUUAUUUUGUCAGAGUCAUUUCGGUUUAUACAAAACACAAAUGUCCACUGCAGGGUACGCUUUUCAACUAAAUUGCAUUUGCAUUUAGCGCAUAAUCAAGUCAAGAAAAGCUGUCGAAUAUCAUUAACUGGCUUGAGCAUACUUAAUUUUUUUCACAUGCAGCCCACGGUGGUAAAAAUGUGGACACCUCUGGUCUCACGAGACUCAUUAAAUAGCAUCCCUAACUUCUGUACAGUUAUUUGGUCUCUCUUGCUUGAUGAAAAAUCUGACAAUUUGUGAUAUUUUUGUAAUGACUGCCACUGCAUUAUCAUCUCCUUUUGGGGCUAGUCAGGAUCUUGUAGGUCACACUGAGAAGUGUCUUUCUCAAUAAGUUGCAUUUUACCAGGGCUGGAUCCUAGUUUGAGAGCAGCAUGUAUGCUUGAAUGUUAGUUUCUCACUGAUCUAUAGGCCAGAGACAAAAAAAAAAAAAAUUCAAUAUAGGACCUCCUCAUGUCAUCGCAUCAUAUCAGAACAUUUUGGUCUUCAGGUGUUCAAGCAAAUGCCCUUGUAACACUUCAAAGUAAGUGACUUCGGGCUAAGUUUAUCAGAGAACAAAAGCAUUUAAAAAAAAAAAUAUGACGAGAUGAAACAAAGAAUUCCUCAGAUUCGCAAACGCUGUGCGUUUGUCAGACCUAUUUUUUAUUGUUUUAUAUGCAUCAGUCAGCUAGGCAUUAAAGCAACUUACUGUAUAAAUUAUGCAGAGUUAUUUUCAUAUGUGACACAGUAUUAAAAAAGAGACAAGAGAAUUAAUACGAGUUGACCUCGGUCAAAAAUGCAAACCUUUGAAGUCCAUUUCUGCUAAGUAGUUUGUUCGGCAUUUGAAGUGUUUUUAUAUUUGUACAUUUGGGCAGUACAUUUUUUUAACUUUUUUAUUUUCUUUUUAUUGUUAGUACUUCUUCUGAGAUGAAUUGUGUACCAUCCUAAGUGCCUUUUGUGUGCACUCUCGCUAUUUUGUAAGUCUCCCCCAAAUCACAAGUGACUGCUUUUGCAUGCAAGAACCAGGGACUUUUUGACUCUGUAUGCAACAUGUGAUUCCAAUGCUUCUUUUAACCACCAAAUAGUCCUGGAAUCUGUGGAAAUUAAUAUUGUUACUUUAUGCAGAUAUUAACAUCCACCAGAUUCCUGCUGAAAUAAACCGAAAGGAAACCAAAAAAUGUCCACUCCAGCCUUAUCAUUAUUAUAUUUUUGACAAGCAAAAAAACUAUCAAAAGGGAUCUAUGCUACUUCUUAUAAGCAAUGUAUUUUGGAUAUCAAAUAUACAUAUAUAAAUAUAUAUGUUUGUGCGUGUGUAUAAUUUCACAAUUAACCAAUGCCUUAUUAUUAUUAUUGUCAUUCCUGCAAUGUAUGAAGUCAUACCUUUUGAAAAAGGGCUUUUGUAUAGGAAAUUGUGACAAAUAAAUGUUUUUACCUCUCAAGUUCUCUCCUGAUACCCGUCAAUGGCUUCAGUAGCGUUUCCAUGGUAACACAGUCUCUUUGCUUGGAGAGUGAUUGGCCUUAUGAAAGUUGUUUUGAGUUUCGCCUCCCUUUUUAU
Molecule: messenger RNA, 5847 nt
Organism: Entelurus aequoreus (snake pipefish)
Lineage: Eukaryota; Metazoa; Chordata; Actinopteri; Syngnathiformes; Syngnathidae
Gene: fli1
Product: Fli-1 proto-oncogene, ETS transcription factor
Exons: 9
Coding region: 394-1650 (418 amino acids)
Biological process (GO): cell differentiation; regulation of transcription by RNA polymerase II
Cellular component (GO): nucleus
Molecular function (GO): DNA-binding transcription factor activity, RNA polymerase II-specific; sequence-specific DNA binding
Source: RefSeq, a predicted model, not a curated record